Messenger RNA from Verticillium nonalfalfae, 732 nucleotides. RefSeq lists its product as uncharacterized. The transcript has 3 exons. Lineage: Eukaryota; Fungi; Ascomycota; Sordariomycetes; Glomerellales; Plectosphaerellaceae. The record is from RefSeq and is a predicted model, not a curated record. Gene Ontology annotation, cellular component: EMC complex. The coding region runs from base 1 to 732 and encodes 243 amino acids.
AUGAAGCUCUCCCUAGCCGGCCUCCUCGGCCUCUUCUCCUGCGCCGCCCAGGCCGUCCAAACAACUCUGACGCUCUCCAUUCCCACAACCUCGAACCUCAACCCGCAGACCCUCCCGCCGCAGACGCACGCCACGCUCUCGACGCUGCACGCCACGCACGCGGCCGCCCUCUCGCCGCACAACACGUUCACCUUCCGCAACCUCACCGGCCCGGCCUCCUACCUGCUCGACGUCCACUGCACGACCAACAUCUUCGUCCCGUACCGCAUCGACGUCGCCGAGGACGGCUCCCUCUACGCCUGGGAGACGUACCGCGGCAACGACUGGGACAACAAGGGCGAGGCCAUCCAGGGCAAGGAGUUCUCCACCGGCGGCAAGGGCUUCGAGGUCCGCGCCGUCGGCGUCAAGGGCUACUUUGUCGAGCGGAGCAAGUUCUCGAUUGUCAACAUUGUCAUGAAGAACCCCAUGAUCCUCAUGGGCAUGGUCACGAUGGGCAUCUUCCUCGGCAUGCCGUACAUGCUCAAGAAUAUGGACCCCGAAAUGCGCAGGGAAUUCGAAGAGGCCCAGCGCAGCAACCCCAUGAGCUCGCUGCUCGGCGGAGCGGCCAACCAGGCCGGCGGCGGCGGCAACCCCAUGGGCAACUUUGACGUCGCGGGCUUCCUCGCGGGCGGGGGCUCCAGCUCUGGCUCUGGCGCCGCUUCGGGCUCUGGAAAGAAGAACGGAAAGAGGUAA